UAAUCCAUUGCGUAACAAAUACUAUUUUCCAAAAUAUAUCUAAAAUGACUCAGAGAUCCAUCCACUGGUUCAGGAAGGGCCUCAGGUUGCAUGAUAAUCCAGCUCUGAUAGAGGCAUACAAGAAUGCGUCCCAUAUCUGGCCUGUAUUUGUUCUAGACCCAUGGUUUGCUGAGACAGCAAGGGUCGGUGUCAACAGGUGGAGAUUUUUGUUACAAACACUUCAAAAUCUUGAUGAUAAUUUGAGGAAAGUGGACUCUAGACUGUUUGUUGUUAGAGGUAGUCCUAAAGAUGUGUUUCCAAAGUUGUUUAAGGAAUGGGGAGUGACAAAGUUAACUUAUGAAGUAGACAUAGAACCUUAUGCAGUGGAGCGAGACAGUAUCAUUGAUGGUCUAGCAAAGGAUUCUGGGGUAGAGGUUGUCCGCUGUGUUUCCAAUACUCUAUAUGAUACUCAAAAAACAAUAUCUAAGAAUGGUGGAAAACCCCCAAUGACUUACCAGAGAUUUCAGACAGUGAUGUCACAGAUGGGAGCACCUGCUAAACCUGUAGCUGUUACAGAUGAUCUUAGAAAAGGCUGUAAAACCAUCAUUGGUAAAGAUCAUGAUAAGAAGUAUGGUGUACCAACCAUGGAAGAGCUAGGAAAGUCUGCUAAGGAUUGUGGGCCAUGUUUGUUCAAGGGUGGUGAAACUGAAGCCCUGGAGCGACUAGAUUUGAUGACAAAGAAAAGUAACUGGGUUUGUAACUUUGAGAAGCCUAAGACUGAGCCAAAUACACUAGAACCCAGCACCACUGUCCUUAGUCCAUACCUGAAGUUUGGAUGUUUGUCUCCAAGAACAUUCUAUUACCGUAUUAAUGAAGUCUACAAUGGAAAGAAACACAGUCAACCACCUGUUUCACUACUGGGUCAGUUAAUAUGGAGAGAGUUUUACUAUACUGUAGCUGCAGGAACCCCAAACUUUGAUAAGAUGGUAGGCAACUCUGUAUGUACACAAGUAGACUGGGACACCAAUGAUGAGUUCCUUGAAGCUUGGAAAAUGGGUCGCACAGGUUAUCCUUUCAUAGAUGCAGUAAUGACACAACUACGAGAGGAAGGUUGGAUCCAUCACCUUGGUCGCCAUGCUGUGGCCUGUUUCCUAACCCGAGGUGACCUUUGGAUCAGCUGGGAAGAAGGCAUGAAUGUGUUUGAAGAAUAUUUGCUAGAUGCAGAUUGGAGUUUAAAUGCUGGUAAUUGGAUGUGGCUGUCAGCAAGCGCUUUCUUUCACCAAUAUUUCAGGGUAUAUAGCCCAGUAGCAUUUGGUAAAAAAACAGACAAGAAUGGUGAUUAUAUCAGGAAGUACAUUCCAAAACUUGCCAAGUUUCCAGAAAAAUUUAUUUAUGAGCCAUGGACAGCCCCAAAAGCUGUCCAGGAAAAGUGUGGAUGUAUCAUUGGUAAAGAUUACCCUAAACCUAUAGUUGAUCAUGACGUAGCUAGGAAGAAUAAUAUAGCAAGGAUGGCUGAAGCAUAUGCUAGAAGAAAGGAAGGGAAAGAUUCCAAUGGUACCUCCUCGCCGAUGAAGAGAAAAUCAGAAAAUGAUUCAUCAGGAAAACCAAAGAAAAAAGCUAAAAAUACAGAGAUAACAGACUUUCUUAAGAAAAAGUAGAACAUGUAAUAUAAACAGUCCAGCAACUGAAAAACCCUACACAUUGUGAAAUAUCAGACAGCAGUUUUCAGGGAGACUUAAACUGCAUAUUUCUUUAUGGACAUUGAGUGUAAAGAGAAUGUUUAUAGGGGAAUAAAACUCUCAGCUAAUGAAGGAGACAAAGGUUAAUCUGACAGAUCAUAUAGAUGAUCUUAUAUAAGUAAAUAGAGACUUGUUUGAAAGAUACAGAAAUAUAUAAAUGUUCAGAAUUCUCAGAUUCUAACAUUGUGAAGCAUUGUACAUACUGGUACAUUAGAAAGUUUCUUUAAUAAAGGACAGUAAUUGCAUUGUUGUAACAUACGAUAUAUAGUUUUCAAAAGAGCCGCGUCAUGACAAAACCAACAUAAUGGGU
Messenger RNA from Ruditapes philippinarum (Manila clam), 2028 nucleotides. Its product is annotated as cryptochrome-2-like. The transcript has 11 exons. Gene Ontology annotation, molecular function: FAD binding; DNA binding. Gene Ontology annotation, biological process: entrainment of circadian clock by photoperiod; circadian regulation of gene expression. Gene Ontology annotation, cellular component: nucleus; cytoplasm. NCBI's taxonomy places the organism in Eukaryota, Metazoa, Mollusca, Bivalvia, Venerida, Veneridae. The record is from RefSeq and is a predicted model, not a curated record. Bases 45 to 1637 code for a protein of 530 amino acids.